This is a messenger RNA of Bolinopsis microptera, 1154 nucleotides long. RefSeq lists its product as uncharacterized. Lineage: Eukaryota; Metazoa; Ctenophora; Tentaculata; Lobata; Bolinopsidae. Bases 48 to 335 code for a protein of 95 amino acids. The transcript is spliced from 3 exons. The record is from RefSeq and is a predicted model, not a curated record.
AAGUGUAUCAUUUGUACCAAAGAGAAGACGGUCAGCCGUACUUAGGAAUGUUGUCUCCAGAGGAAUGGGGAGGUAAUCCGCCCCAUGACUUUGUUGGUUCGUACAAGUUAGAGUAUGACAUGACUUUCACCCCACUGGAAAAAGUUACUAAGCGACAGGAGGAGAUUAGCAGGGUGCACGAUCUGUUUGCAGAGAGACACGUGAUAUCUGAUGAUCCUCCCAAUAUAGACAUACAACGGCACACAAACCACAACAUAGACCCCACCAGAUACAUUAACAGACCUAGUAUCAAGCCUGCUAGCUCGUCUAACGAGAGAUGGCCAUUGAGGGGCUAGAUGGCCUGGUGGAUAGAUGAAUAUGUGACCACUAUUAGGGCCCGAGUGGUUAAAGCACUUUUUAUUCUCGUCUGAAGUUUGCUGCAUGAUACGGGGUGUUUUUACAGAUGUUUUAUGUACAGUUGGUUAUGUGCUAUAGCACAUCUCACAGACUCUGCUACUAAUUCAGUGACCGAAUUUAUUUUCUUAUAUUUAUAAUUUAUUCAAGUUGGUAGUUACAAGUUUGUAUUGAUUUUAAAUUAGUUCAACUAUGUUUUGAAAUAGUGCUGUUUUAUAUUGUCGCCUUUGUAACACAGAGUGUGUUGCAGUUGCUUAAGUUAAGUCGUUACAAUUUGCUCUAAAAUUUGUUUCGUUUGUGGCGUAUAUAAUAUAGUAUUAAUACUGAGAUUUAAUGAUUGUUGCGUUUUAACUAAAGAUGAAUUUAAAUUUAUAAACAUAAACAAUUUUCUGUUAUCUGAUAUAUUUUCAGAUUAAUUCAUGCACAGAGCCGCGUAUACAAAUGUCAGAUUAAUAUUAAAACUUAAAGAGAAUAUUUGAAAUUAUAUUUCGUGGCAUUGCAAAGCAUGAGAUAUAAUUUGGGAUUACUAUAUUAAGAAAGAGUUAAAUAAGAUAUAUCUUAUAUUUGACUAUUUAGUUAUUAAGUAUUCCAUAUUAUUUAUGUAGAAAUACGAACCCUCUUAUACUCAAUAUGGAAAUUAAAUUACAAGUAGCUUAUAUUAAGGUAUUUAGUGUAACCUAUAAAAAUAAAUGUUGAAAUAUGGACCCUCUGCAAAUGUAACGUUGUUAGUCAUAGUUUUAAAACUUUUUACUAUACCCUAA